GAAAAUAUGAGAAGAUUAUUUCUGAAUCUAUAAAAAUUUUCAAGGUGCUAUUGAAAAUAACGUUGCUAACUAGUAACCCAUUCAAGGAACACCUAAGAAAUGAAGGACGCCGCAAAAGUGCAAUUGCACGUGUUUGGUGCUUACACAAUUUUAGCUGCUUUAGUUAUGGGUGAUAGUAAUGCAGGAACUAAUAUCGAAAAGUAUCCAGAGUUAUUUGCAAUGGACAAUUAUUAUAAAUGCAUGAAAAAUGAGAGAAAUUUAUAUUGUACUGGCAUUUUAAAAUUAAUUCCAAAGGAUCACACUUCAGAAUUUUGGAGCGAAAUAGUGAAACGAAGCCUCCAUUCCUCAAAUUUUAACAGGACCAUCGUAUAUAGGAAACUAUGUAUACCAGAAAGCUUUACAAAAAAUUACGCAUUUAAGAAAAAAUUCAUUGAAAACACCACAAAUAAUGAACUAUUAUCUCAUAACUUAAGCUCCCAAGUAUUUGAUAUACAAUGUAAGAAGGAAAUGAUCUUCGGGAUGAGUAAUAGCAGCAUAUUCGGCAUUUCAGCUAUAUACAUUGGUAUAGUAAUGAUUGCUACCUUAUACGAAGGAGUCUUUCUCAGAAAUAGAAGACCAAUAUCAAUAGACAAAUGGAUCCGUUGUUUUUCAUUGACAUCAAGUUGGAAAAAAAUUACCCAAAGCCGAAGUGAAGAUUUCGAAAAUUUACAAUGCAUGCAAGGCAUACGGACUUUCCAAACACUCAUUAUAGUUUCUGGACAUGUUAUGUUAGCGCUAACACAGAAACAUAUUCGAAACACGGGAGAAAUUGAAUACUACUCAAAAACUUUGUUAUAUCAAUGUUGGACAACAUUUUUCAUGUUAGUAAUGCAAACUUAUCUCGUUAUGUCAUCUUGGCUCUGUACUAACCAAAUUAUGGAAAUAUUUAAACAAAACCGUGAAUUUUCUUUGAGAGACGCUGUCCUACUUUUAGUUCAUAGAUGUGCUAGGUUUUGGCCAGUUCUUUUUGUAAUGAUCUUUAUUGGCAUACCAUCUAUGGAAAAUGGACCAUCCAUUUUUGAAUUAGGUAACAUGCAGCUUCAUGCUUGCUCAAAAAAUUGGUGGGCCACUUUACUAUUUGUUACUAAUUUUAUAAACCCCUACGAGGUGUGCAAUCUUGUGAUGUGGUCUUUAUCAAUUGACACCCAGUUUUACUUAUGUGCAAUAAUAUUUUUCUAUGUAAUACACAAGUACGGACUGAAUGCGGAAAUUUUUUUGGGUCUUAUGUUUUUAAUUACAUAUGCAAUUAAUGCAUGGCAAGUUCAUAUCUUUGAUCUUGGAACGAAUUCUCCUCUUUCCUUAAAACUUCUAACUCAUUUGAACUUUUUCUAUGACGGAAAAAUACCUCACAUUUACUUAGGCUUUUGGAUAAAUUCGAGUUCUAGCAUUAUCGGAAUGCUAUUUGGGUAUCGAUAUUUCUGCAGAAAAGAUUCUAAGCCUAAGGAAAAGUCACAUGAGAAAUUGUUAUACACUGCCUUCAUUGCAUUGCCUUUGUUAGCAGUCAUAAUAUCGGAAAUAGAACUUAAUAAAUUGUGGACUGUACUCCUGACACCCUUAGUUAAACCAUUAUUUGGAUAUGGAAUCGCCAUUGGUAUCUAUGGAAUGUACAGAAAUUAUAUUAAAGGUUAUUCCAAAUUACUAUGUGAGAACAAAUUUGCUGUGUUUUUGGGAAAUUUCACAUUUUGCGUAUACGUUUUCCAUUUUAUACCAGUUUUUAGUAGAAACGCCAGGAGUACAUAUACAUUAGUGUUAAAUGUGCCCGUUUUGAUACCAGCAAUAAUAAAGGAUUCCAUUAAAUCGUGGAUAAUAGGAGUGAUAGCAUGUGUAAUAUUAGAACAACCUGGAAUCGCCUUAAAAAACCUAAUUUUACCAUCCAUGAAAAAGAAGCGACAAAGCUUUAGGUAUUAUUGUAAUGAAAAUCUAAAUGAAAUUGGGAAAUAUAGAAAUCAUUAAAUAACUAUGUAUCAUAUUAUUCAAUUUUCG
This is a messenger RNA of Ceutorhynchus assimilis (cabbage seed weevil), 2022 nucleotides long. The record is from the annotation of a GenBank genome assembly. NCBI's taxonomy places the organism in Eukaryota, Metazoa, Arthropoda, Insecta, Coleoptera, Curculionidae.